Messenger RNA from Rhododendron vialii, 1715 nucleotides. RefSeq lists its product as uncharacterized. The record is from RefSeq and is a predicted model, not a curated record. Bases 770 to 1426 code for a protein of 218 amino acids. Gene Ontology annotation, biological process: endoplasmic reticulum to Golgi vesicle-mediated transport; intracellular protein transport. The transcript has 3 exons. Lineage: Eukaryota; Viridiplantae; Streptophyta; Magnoliopsida; Ericales; Ericaceae. Gene Ontology annotation, cellular component: endoplasmic reticulum; endoplasmic reticulum membrane.
AACUCUCUCUAACACAAUCAUCCGCCCCACUCCCAAACCCCCCCGGACUUCCAACACUUGGAUUCAACCAUUUGCUCUUCACUCUCUUGUCCUUGAUUCACGCUUCCGAUCCUACUUUUUCUUUCACUUCCCAUUUCCGGUUCUCUACUUUUGACUCAGCCAUCUGCAGUACUCUAUUAUGUUAACAGUCAAGGAUUGGCCAUUGCCAAAUCCCUUUAGGCCUGUAGACAGUUAGGCAAAAACCCUUUUCCAUUUGCAUCCCACUAAUCCCAAAGGAAAAAACCCACCUUUUUGACAAACACCAUUAAAAAGAACUCACAAGGUGGUCUAUUAAUGGCUAAACCUACAGAUCUGUGGUUUUAAGUCUUCUAAACUUCGGUCUCUUCUAGAAUCCUCUUACGCAUUUUACUGAACUAGGUUUUUUAGCGGUUGCUGGAGGUGGGUUUUCUGCAAGAUCUAAUUAUUGAAUAGGAGAUUGUGGAAAGUUCAAUUAUUUCUGUUCACAGUAAAAGUUUUGGUUCUGUGGCUUUCAUAUAAAAUCCUGGUUUCUUCAGGUGCGUUCUGUACUUUUCCCAGUAAGUGAAAUGGGUUUCUGCAGAGGGGCUUCUUUCUUUCUAGCAAUGGCUAAACCUUCGGAUCUAUGUCAUUGAAUCUUCAUAUUGGGUAGAAGAAAUCUGAUUUUAGAAGUGGGUUUCCAUUCUUGUCACCGAUAAGACUAGGGAUUGUUUACUGUGGGAAAAGUGGCGGUAUACUUUUUGCUGAUUUAAAUAUGAUUCCUCUGUUGUUCUUGGUUGUAUUUGCUGAGGGUGUGGUGGCAUUCCUUCUACUGGUGAAGAUUGGGCCUCUGAGGGAGCUGGUGAUAAAGGGUUUGGAUCAGGUGAAGGUGGGAAAGGGUCCGGCCACCGUGAAAACAAUUGCUGGUACUAUGUCUGUGAUCCUGUUGUCAAACUUCUUUAGUAUUGUCAAGAUUCAGAACAAGGGUGCUAAGAUUGGUACUAUGACGCCCAUGGAUCAGGUUCUCUGGAGGACCCAUUUACUGGAGGCUUCUCUCAUGGGGUUCUGUCUGUUUCUAGGGUUCUUAAUUGACCGUAUGCACCAUUACCUUCGGAAAUUAAUGGGGAUAAGAGGUACCAUUGGAGCUUCGAAAGAAGAAAUUGAAAGGCUCACGAAAGAAAAGAUGCAGCUUAAAGAAAAGGAAGAGAAAGCUACCAAUGAAAUGAAGCUCCUGCAGAAAGAAGUCUCAUAUCUGAAAGAAAAUAUGAACAAACUUAAGUUGGAAUCUGAAGAGAAGGACAAACGGGUUGAAACAGCUGAAUCUCAUGUGGCUGCCCUCCAGAAACAAUCUGCUGAUCUGCUUCUUGAAUAUGACCGUCUCUUAGAAGACAACCAAAAUCUUCAGACCCAAGCUUUUGGAUAUCGGACUUGAGUGUUUGCAAAAAUAUUUCAAGUUUUUGGAGAGUUAAUCCCAAGGAUUCUGAAUCUUGAUGAAAUAGUUUCGAUUGGGGUUGACAUUGAUCUAACAGCACCCAAUGGCCAAGGAAAUCAUCAUGCUUCCGCCCUUCCAUCGGAGGAUGAAAUUGGAGUUUUCGAGGGUGAUUGCCCAAUGUUGGGAAUUUUGUAAUAUUCUCAUCUAGAAAUUUAGCCUGGUUUGGCUUUGUGUAAUCAUUUGAACCUGACUUUAGAUUUCCGUUGAUUUUGAUUGAGGUUGUGGACUA